Lathyrus oleraceus (garden pea) is the source of this 1143-nucleotide messenger RNA. RefSeq names its product protein MAIN-LIKE 2-like. Bases 1 to 1143 code for a protein of 380 amino acids. The record is from RefSeq and is a predicted model, not a curated record. Gene Ontology annotation, biological process: meristem maintenance; meristem development. NCBI's taxonomy places the organism in Eukaryota, Viridiplantae, Streptophyta, Magnoliopsida, Fabales, Fabaceae. The transcript has 5 exons.
AUGUCUUUGUUGUGGAUGGGCGAAUCACAUCGUGGGACAGCAGCGAACAUUGUCGAAUAUGAAGACACUAGGUUCCGGGUUCAUUCUCAUACUUACAUUCAACCAAGUGCGGUUAUAAUACCGUAUUUGGAAUUAGCUGGUUUUGCAAGUGUAGCCAAGAUAGCAAGUUUAAAAGUAGAUUCUAAACUAAUUGUUGCAUUGUUAGAGAGAUGGAGACCCGAGACACAUACAUUUCAUUUACCAACGGGUGAAUGUACUAUCACACUGGAGGAUGUGAGCAUGUUACUCGGUCUCCAAAUUAAUGGUAAAGCUGUUAAUGGCGCAACGAAUGUAACCAAUGAUGUUUACAUGGAGAAUUUGGGUGUCGAACCAACCGCUUCAGAUAAAAAUGGGGCUUUUGUCAAAAUUGUUUGGUUAGAAGCCCUAUUAACACAACUGGAAAAUAACUCUAACUCGACGGAGGUGGAAAAUAUUCUUCAUUCAAAAGUUUAUAUUUUACUAUUAAUUGCUACUUUUUUAAUGCCAGAUAAGAGUCACAAUUUAUUGAAUUCUUCUUGGUUACCUUUAGUAGGAGACCUAGAAAAAUGUACCACAUACAGUUGGGGUUCUGCUUGUUUGGCGACACUAUAUAGACAUAUGUGCAAGGCAGCCCAUAAAGGAGUCAAAAGCAUAGGAGGUUGUGUUGUAUUACUAGGUGUAUGGGCAUUCACACGCAUACCCUUGUUAGCCCCAGUUAGUAACGAGGUUCCAUCACAUCCGUAUGCAUUAAGAUGGUGCAAACGAGGUAUGCGUUACGGAAAUAAUCCUCGUCAUCAUCUACGGGGGUACCGUGUUGCAAUUGAACACAUGGAAGAAAACGAUUUUAUAUGGAGACCGUACAUACAAUAUCCAGUGCCGGAUUAUAGUGACAGCCGAGUUUGGAGUGCAACGACAUAUAUAUUGGGUCAUUGUGGUUGGGUGAAUUGUGGACGGUAUGGUUGCCCGAAUUGGGACAAUGAAUCGGUUUGGAAACGAAUCAAUGGUCAUGGGGUGUACUAUAGUCAAACAAUGGUUGGGUGUUAUGGCGAUGAGAUGUUUGGAUGGUCAUUGGUGGGGGGGCUACGACGGCAUGACGCUGAAUCGUAUGAAUCAUCUGGCCUAUAG